Messenger RNA from Tripterygium wilfordii, 1973 nucleotides. Its product is annotated as E3 ubiquitin-protein ligase SINAT2-like. Gene Ontology annotation, biological process: multicellular organism development; ubiquitin-dependent protein catabolic process. Bases 714 to 1637 code for a protein of 307 amino acids. The record is from RefSeq and is a predicted model, not a curated record. Gene Ontology annotation, cellular component: cytoplasm. The transcript has 5 exons. Gene Ontology annotation, molecular function: ubiquitin protein ligase activity; zinc ion binding; protein binding. Lineage: Eukaryota; Viridiplantae; Streptophyta; Magnoliopsida; Celastrales; Celastraceae.
UUGUUAGCGUCGAAUGCGCUUGAUAUUAGAUUUCUUUGGUGAUUGGCUUGAAUGGGUAGGUAGAAUUUUGAUGAUCUAGAAUCAACUUCUUAUGCUUUUUUUCUAUAUCUUUCUCCUGUAUUCGGGUUCCUUUGAUGGGUUCUUCCAGAGUUCAAAAAAGGUAGCUUUUGGCUACAUCCAGAUUCAGUUGUAUUGACAAAUGGCGGCUUGAUUAGAAACCCAAAAUAAGUCUUGAUUUGUUUGCAUUUGUGUCUCAGAUUUUGAUUGCUUUAACUGUUAGUGUAUAAGAAGGAAUUGCCUGCAUGGUUCUGGUCAUUAACCGAUUGAAACUGGCAGUUGGGAGUUUUGUCAGUCUUGGUUUGGUUUUUUUAACAGUUAAAUUGCUUUUAUGAAAUGCACAGUUUUUAUUUUCCUAUGACUUUCCAGAUUUUCCCAAUCUUUCUUGUCAUCCUGCUGGGCUAGUAAUGUAGUUGGUUCGUCUCUUUGAGUGCAGCUGAGGAGUUAGACAUAAAAGCUACUUCCUUUCUUCAACGUUGUUUUUCUCUUGAAUACUGUUCUUUAAGUGAUGCACAAACUAUGAUGGGACUAUUGAGAAGCAAUAUAUUACUCACUAAGAUGGGCAAAUAAGGUUGAUGGAUGUUGAAAUUUUUUGGGAAUAGGUACUAGACUUGUUUGUUGAUUGAGAUAAAAUACCACAGAAAUUUGGAAUAGAUAUGGCUCCCGGGGGAAGCACCUGCAAAGAAGUUCUGGAAACUCAUUCCAGAGUCUCAGAUUAUGAUAUUUCCACAGCAAAAGCUGAGACUAAUGGUGCCCCAACAAAAUCACCGGUUGGUUUGGGUGGAAAAUGUGGAGUGUAUUCAGAUAAUGGUGUGCAUGAGCUCCUGGAGUGUCCAGUCUGCUCAGAUUUGAUGUACCCUCCGAUUCACCAGUGUCCCAAUGGUCACACCUUAUGUUCAAACUGCAAGAUCAGAGUCCGAAACUGUUGCCCAACUUGCCGCUAUGAUCUUGGCAAUAUAAGGUGUUUGGCUUUGGAGAAAGUUGCGGAAUCAUUGGAACUUCCCUGCAGAUACCAGACUUUAGGUUGUCAUGAUAUCUUCCCCUACUAUGGCAAGCUGAAGCAUGAGCAACACUGUCAUUUCCGUCCAUACAGUUGUCCUUAUGCUGGGUCUGAGUGCUCCAUCACUGGUGACAUUCUAGCUCUUGUUGCGCAUCUUAAGGAUGAUCACAAGGUCGACAUGCAUGAUGGGUGUACCUUCAACCAUCGCUAUGUCAAAUCAAAUCCUAAUGAAGUUGAAAAUGCGACUUGGAUGCUAACCGUGUUCAAUUGUUUUGGUAGACAGUUCUGCUUGCAUUUUGAAGCUUUCCAGAUCGGCACAGCUCCAGUCUAUAUGGCAUUCCUACGCUUUAUGGGUGAUGAUAACGAGGCGAAGAAAUUUAGCUAUACUUUGGAAGUUGGUGGGAAUGGCCGUAAACUAAUAUGGCAAGGAAUUCCCAGGAGCAUCCGCGACAGUCACAGGAAAGUUCGCGAUAGCCAAGAUGGACUUAUAAUUCAGAGAAAUUUAGCUCUCUAUUUUUCUGGCGGGGACCGACAGGAGCUGAAGUUGAGGGUUACAGGACGUAUAUGGAAAGAAGAAUGAGCUGUGAAAAUAAGGAAUAUGCCAAUGUGUUUGGCAGUUCAUCACGAUGUGUACGAGAAACUCACCGGAGGUUCUCCUGGUGACGGUAAAAUGGGGUUGCUGAACUUUCAGGUUGAAGGAUAGUGCAGGACUUGAAAUGUGUUCAACGGGGUUGCUCAUAAAUCAAUGCAGCAAAGUUGAUCAUCUGCCAUCUUUCUGAACCUUGUGCUUUUUUUGCUGCUCGUAUGUAUCAUAUACCGUGUAUUUAAGUGAUUUAACAGGCUAUAACAUUUGAAACUUGUGAUAAUGUCGAGUUUGGGUAGGGCUACAUGAAUCUAUAUGAGAAAUUCGUGAGAA